AUGCCAGUGCUGUUGCAGUGCGCCGCCCUGCGCCUGCUGAGCCGCUCCCGAGCUAUUGCGCUGCCGCUGCGCAGAUCUAUUGCAGUGAGGGAGAGCAGCGCGACCCGGCCACGCCAUCUGCCUGCCCUCCGUGCCGGCGGCGGCGGCGGCGGCAGGGCAGCACUGCACGCGGCGGCGGGGUCAGCCUCCCUGCCCCGGGCAAGUGCCUCCGCGGCGGGGCGUCAGGCUGAAGCCAUGCACCCCGACAGCCCGCAGCAGCAGCAGCAGCGGGAGCAGCAGCUGAAGCAGAAGCACCGCCGGCCUGCACUGUGGUGGAAGGAGCGGCCCUCGUACCGCUGCCCCGCCUGCGGCCAGUGCUGCUUCAGGGUGCCGGCCUUUGAGGCUCACAUCCUGCGCUGCUGCCCCGACGUGGCCCCGCCAGACGAGUGGCGGCAGCUGCUGGACGAUGCAGAGCGGCAGCGGCGGCAGCAGCAGGCGGCGCCGCCAGCCGCACCCGCAGCGGCGGCAGCGGCAGCAGCAGUCGCCGAACCAGACCAGGGACAGCAGCGGAGCAAGGAGCUGAGCCAACGGGGCGAGCAGCAGCAGCCCGGGGAGCAGCGGCGGAGGGGGCAGGCGGCGGCGCCUCGGUUGCCUGUGCACUCUGCCGAUGCCGCCAUCCGCGCCUGGCUCACGCGAGUGCAGCGGCGGGAGGAUGAGCAGCGGGAGCGGGCGCUGGACAUUGCCUUCAGGCAGCGGGGCGCCGACGGCGAGCCGCUGAGGCAGGGGCCUGCCGAGAUCGCGCAGCAGCUGGGCCUGCCGGCGGCGCGUGCGGAGCUGCUGCUGCAGAUACGGGUGCACCUGGCGCAUGCCGGGCACGCCAUCCUGGGUGAUGACCUGUACGGGGCCACAGGCCCCUGGAUUGCCCGCCACGCUCUGCACGCCGCCGCCGUGACCAUCCGCCACCCGCGGUCGGGCGAGCUGCUGACGGUACGGGCGCCGCUGCCUGCCGACUUCCUGGCAGCUAUGGAGCAGCUGGGCCUGCAGCAGCCUGGCACCGGCCCAGGCGCGGCACCUGCCGCAGCCUCAGAUGCAGAGGCGGCGGCGGCCUGA
Messenger RNA from Chlorella variabilis, 1089 nucleotides. RefSeq lists its product as hypothetical. Gene Ontology annotation, biological process: pseudouridine synthesis. The coding region runs from base 1 to 1089 and encodes 362 amino acids. The record is from RefSeq and is a predicted model, not a curated record. NCBI's taxonomy places the organism in Eukaryota, Viridiplantae, Chlorophyta, Trebouxiophyceae, Chlorellales, Chlorellaceae. The transcript has 4 exons. Gene Ontology annotation, molecular function: RNA binding; pseudouridine synthase activity.